AUGGGUGCCUUUCGCCUACACCCUUCCGGCCCUCCCUCUUCCUCUCGCCCACGACACCAGCAUAUCGCGCAGAUUGCAGCUACAUUUUACUACUGUUUCUAUCCCCACCUUGAUCAUAACCAAAAAGUAGGGUACCAUAAACAGACACCUGAUUUACAACGCAUCGGCACGACUAGCAACCAUGGACGGAACACCAGGGGCUUCUCAGCAUCCCCCGCCCCCUCCACCGCCGGCCACCCAAUUUCAUCUCUUCCCAAGGCUGCCCGCCGAGCUUCAACGCAGGAUUUAGAAGUCUGUGCCGCAGCCGGCGCGCAUCAUUACGCAGCUGCCUUGCAUCGACUGUGUCAACGCGAGGGUAUACCCGAGAGCAAACGUGAGGGUUGCGUCGUGGUCUCAGUGGCAGUCGGCAGAACACCAUGCCACCAUGAAGCACCCAACCUGGCAUGCUACGAGUCACGGAAGAUAUGGCGGAAGAAGUACCACGACCCGAGAGGUCAUAAAGUCGCAGCCAAGUUAAGGAGGGCCGGCAUCCCGACACCCGCACUCGAUAAGUUCCAUUUUACAAUGCCGUAUAUUUGCUAUGAGACCGACAUCUUCACCGUUUCCAAGGCCUGGAACAUCGGGCACACGUCUGAUCGGGAUCAAGAAGAGACCUUCCUAGAUUGGUGGGAUCCUUUUCUGGGCCUCGACCGAGCCCGCAUCCAGCACGCAGGCUUGCGUCUGUGGGAUAAUAUAGAGCCGUUUUCUGAUACGGUGACAAGUCUCGAUAUCAAACGACUCGAUGCGCUACGUACCCUGUCCCUCUUUAUGCUAGGGCCCGACCCAGGCCUUGAGCCCGGUAUCACGUCCGCCCGCCCGGGUUGGGUGCAGAUGUCUCCGCUAGUCCUACAGCGAGAUUUCUACUUUGAGCUACGAGACAUCUCGCCCAGUCAGCUCGAGCACCAUCCGAUGUUCAGGGACCGCAUCAUCAGCAGACGCAGCACUACGGGGCGCCUUGACAGGCCGCUUAGAGUCCUCGUGCCGUGGACUAAGGCAUGGCUGUGGCAUUACGUUCACUGCGGGAAGGCCAUGCACAAAGAUGUCUUUCUGCAGGAUCUAGGACCCGAUUACAUGAUGGACCCUUUAGGGUGGGCGGGACGGCCGUGCCCUUUGGGUUUGUCGGGAUGCCAAACCGGAGAUUAUGCGCAUUCCCAAAAGAAUAUCUGGGACUGGAUCCCAGAAAAUUGGAAGAUAAAGACUAGAUUCUUGUGUGAGAAGGAAUGGCUGCAAGAUCUGGAAAGGGUCGGGCUGUUUCGACGACAACAAAACUGCUCGCCGGAGACUUCGCCGCCUUCUACCGCCUCAAGCAGGAGGUGA
Molecule: messenger RNA, 1356 nt
Organism: Chaetomium globosum CBS 148.51
Lineage: Eukaryota; Fungi; Ascomycota; Sordariomycetes; Sordariales; Chaetomiaceae
Exons: 2
Coding region: 1-1356 (451 amino acids)
Source: RefSeq, a predicted model, not a curated record